AUGCGCAGUCUCGCUCUCUCCUUGGCCCUGCUCGCCGCGGGCUCAUCCGCCGUCACCGCAGCCUCUGCACCAACAUGCGCCAAGGGCCUCUACAUGGUCGUUGCCCGCGGCAGUGAAGAGGCCCCCGGAACUGGUGUCACCGGCAAUCUCACCAGCCAGAUCGCCGCCAAGGUGCCCGGCAGCCAGGUUGCCGCCGUCGACUAUCCCGCCACGCUCAACGACUACGAGAGCUCCGAGGGCAAGGGCGUGCAGGCCAUGCAGAAGCUGCUGAACGCCUAUGGCCAGGCCUGUCCGGACAGCAAGAUUGCCAUCCUGGGCUACUCGCAGGGUGCCCAAGUCUCGUCGGAUUCCGUUUGCGGUGGUGCUGGCAACCCAUUCAUCGAUGACAAGGCCCUGUCGACGAGCAUCAUGGACAAUGUCGUCGCUGUUGCCAUCUUCGGAGACCCAACCCACGUCGCCAACAUAACGUACGACCGCGGCACCAGCGUGCACAACGGCCUCUUCAACCGCACCGACGCCAGCCUCGACGUCUGCAAGUCCUACGCCAGCCGCAUCAUCUCCUACUGCGACACCGGCGACGUCUACUGCGACAGCGGCAACAACGUCACCGUCCACCACCUGUACAUUGACCGUUACGGCAGCGAAAUUGUCGAUUUUGUCGUCAGCCAGUACCAAAAAGCCGCGGGCUCUUCCAACUCCAGCUCUACUACCACCGCCCCUCCCGCCACUUCUGCCACUGCUACUCCCACCAGCGGUGGAAGCGGCGGCGGUUCCAACAGCACCAGCAGCAGCCCUACCAAGUCUGCCUCUGCAUCAACGAGCCCUCAUUCGGCUGCCAAUGCGCUGACUCCUGCGGCGGGCAGCUUGAUCUUUGGAGCGGGUCUGCUGGCUGUUUUGUCUCAGAUGCUAUAA
Molecule: messenger RNA, 912 nt
Organism: Trichoderma gamsii
Lineage: Eukaryota; Fungi; Ascomycota; Sordariomycetes; Hypocreales; Hypocreaceae
Exons: 4
Coding region: 1-912 (303 amino acids)
Molecular function (GO): hydrolase activity
Source: RefSeq, a predicted model, not a curated record